GAGCCUGCGCCGCCUCCGCCCCACCGUCACAGCCGCCCGGGAAGCGCGGGCGGGUAGCAGGCAGGGCGGGCCCGUGUGCGCGCGGGGAUGGCGGACAGCGAGAGCGACACGGACGGCGGCGGAGGAGGCGGUGGCGGCGGCGGCGGGGGGCCGGGCGCGGUGCCCGGGAGCGCGGCAGGGCCGGCGGCGGGGGGCGGCAAGGCGGGCGGCAUCGUGAUCUCGCCGUUCCGCCUGGAGGAGCUGACCAACCGGCUGGCCUCGCUGCAGCAGGAGAACAAGGUGCUCAAGAUCGAGCUGGAGACCUACAAGCUCAAGUGCAAGGCGCUGCAGGAGGAGAACCGCGACCUGCGCAAGGCCAGCGUCACCAUCCAAGCCAGAGCCGAGCAAGAAGAGGAAUUCAUUAGUAAUACCCUGUUUAAGAAGAUUCAAGCUUUGCAAAAGGAGAAGGAGACGCUUGCCGUGAACUAUGAAAAGGAGGAAGAAUUUCUCACUAAUGAACUCUCAAGGAAGCUGAUGCAGCUACAGCAUGAGAAGGCUGAACUGGAGCAGCAUUUAGAGCAGGAACAGGAAUUCCAGGUGAACAAACUGAUGAAGAAGAUUAAAAAACUGGAAAAUGAUACAAUUUCGAAGCAACUCACUUUGGAGCAGCUAAGACGUGAGAAGAUUGACCUGGAAAAUACACUAGAACAAGAACAGGAAGCAUUAGUGAAUCGGCUCUGGAAGAGAAUGGAUAAACUUGAAGCCGAAAAGCGGAUUUUGCAGGAGAAAUUAGACCAACCUGUGUCUGCUCCUCCAUCACCGAGGGACAUAUCGAUGGAGAUAGACUCCCCAGAAAACAUGAUGCGGCACAUCCGGUUUCUAAAGAAUGAAGUGGAGAGGUUAAAGAAGCAACUGAGAGCAGCACAAUUGCAACACUCGGAGAAGAUGGCACAAUAUUUGGAGGAAGAACGUCACAUGAGGGAAGAGAAUUUGCGGCUCCAAAGAAAACUGCAGAGAGAGAUGGAGCGAAGAGAAGCCUUGUGCAGACAGCUGUCGGAAAGUGAAUCAAGUUUGGAAAUGGAUGAUGAGAGAUACUUUAACGAGAUGUCUGCACAAGGACUGAGACCUCGCACUGUAUCCAGUCCAAUCCCUUACACACCUUCACCAAGUUCUAGCAGGCCUAUAUCACCUGGUCAGUCGUAUGCCAAUGACAGUGAUCUGCUGAUGAACAACAAAAUGCCGAUAAACAGUCCUCUAAAGUAA
This is a messenger RNA of Sphaerodactylus townsendi, 1242 nucleotides long. RefSeq names its product coiled-coil domain containing 6 (gene CCDC6). Bases 88 to 1242 code for a protein of 384 amino acids. The record is from RefSeq and is a predicted model, not a curated record. Lineage: Eukaryota; Metazoa; Chordata; Lepidosauria; Squamata; Sphaerodactylidae. The transcript is spliced from 10 exons.